Molecule: messenger RNA, 1632 nt
Organism: Coffea eugenioides
Lineage: Eukaryota; Viridiplantae; Streptophyta; Magnoliopsida; Gentianales; Rubiaceae
Product: metal transporter Nramp5-like
Exons: 13
Coding region: 1-1632 (543 amino acids)
Biological process (GO): metal ion transport
Cellular component (GO): membrane
Molecular function (GO): manganese ion transmembrane transporter activity; cadmium ion transmembrane transporter activity
Source: RefSeq, a predicted model, not a curated record
AUGGACGCCUUGGAGCUGCAAUCUCAAGCAAAUAUUGGAGGCAGCAAAAGAAUAGUUGCAGUAGAUGAAAAUCCAUCCUCCAUCGAUGAAAGUAAAAAAUUUGAUCUUGAUCAUGACCCUCAAGAGGAGAAACCUGGAUGGAGAAAAUUCUUGUCCUUUGUUGGACCUGGUUUUCUUGUUUCAAUGGCAUAUCUCGACCCAGGAAAUUUGGAAACUGACUUACAAGCUGGAGCAAACCAUGGAUAUGAGCUAUUGUGGAUAAUCCUCAUUGGAUUGAUCUUUGCUCUAAUUAUACAAUCUUUGGCCGCAAACCUUGGUGUAACCACUGGAAGACAUUUAUCAGAGUUGUGCAAGGCCGAGUAUCCCAAAUAUGUGAAAUACUCCCUAUGGCUGCUGGCAGAGGUUGCUGUCAUAGCAGCUGAUAUUCCUGAAGUGAUUGGGACAGCAUUUGCACUUAAUAUAUUGUUCCACAUCCCAGUGUGGGUUGGAGUUCUUUGUACUGGGAUGAGCACUCUCUUACUUCUCGGCCUGCAAAAAUAUGGAGUGAGGAAGCUUGAAUUGUUGGUUUCAGUUCUAGUAUUCGUCAUGGCUGCAUGUUUUUUUGCCGAACUAAGCUACGUAAAACCUCCAGCAAAAGAUGUGCUUAAGGGCUUGUUUGUUCCUAAACUCAAGGGUAAUAGUGCCACAGCCGACGCCAUUGCUCUAUUGGGUGCACUGGUAAUGCCGCAUAACCUCUUCCUUCAUUCAGCUCUUGUGCUUUCUCGAAAAGUACCAAACUCAGUGCGGGGCAUCAACGAUGCAUGUCGAUUCUUUCUCAUAGAAAGUGGAUUUGCAUUGUUUGUGGCCUUUUUAAUCAACGUUGCAAUUGUAUCUGUGUCCGGAGCUGUUUGCUCGGGAGGAAACCUUUCACAAGGAACAAUUGAAAGUUGCAAUGAUCUUAGUCUUGACUCUGCCUCUUUCCUUCUCAAGAAUGUUCUCGGAAGAUCGAGCUCUACAAUUUAUGCAAUAGCAUUAUUAGCAUCUGGACAGAGCUCUACAAUAACUGGCACAUAUGCUGGGCAGUUUAUUAUGCAGGGAUUCUUGGACCUAAAGAUGAAGAAGUGGUUGAGGAAUCUGAUGACCAGGUGCAUUGCAAUCACACCAAGUCUUAUUGUUUCAAUAAUUGGUGGAUCUUCCGGGGCUGGACGGCUCAUUAUAAUAGCUUCAAUGAUACUUUCGUUUGAACUACCUUUUGCCCUCAUCCCCCUUCUUAAGUUUAGCAGCAGUACCACAAAGAUGGGCCCUUACAAGAACUCCAUAUAUAUAAUCGUGAUUUCCUGGAUUUUGGGGUUAGGAAUCAUUGGCAUCAAUAUUUACUACCUCAGCACAGGUUUUGUUGGAUGGCUAAUCCAUAACAGCUUACCAAAAGUAGGCAAUGUACUCAUUGGAAUCCUAGUAUUUCCCUUGAUGGCAGUCUACAUUCUUGCUGUGAUCUAUCUUAUGUUUCGCAAAGACACGGUUGACACAUUCGAACAGUCAGCAAAGCAUGAUCCAAAUACCCAAAUUCAUAUGGAGGAUGGGAAUCUUAAUCGAGAUCAUGGAGAUCAUAUUCCACAUAGGGAGGAUUUAGCGGACAUUCCACUUCCUGAGUAA